AAAUAAUAUGUCCAGGUACUGCUGUAAAUCGAUUCCAGUAGAAUUAAAAAAAUAAAGGAAUAAUAAUAAAACAUUUUUCGGUUCAUUUUCGCUUCGCUUUACAUAAAAAAAUUAUGGAAAAGUUGUUAUUAUCUUAAUGGCUUCAACUGUUUGUUUUUGAGGUCAUGCUACCGAUAACUUUUCAAGAUACUGUUUUUUAGUGUCGGUUAUAAUAUCAGUUUCUAAAAAAAUAACAUUAUAACUGGUGAAUUUUUAACGUACGAAAGUUAAAAAACAACUACCGAAAUGGCAUUCGCCGGCCUCAAAAAGCAAAUUAAUAAAGCCAACCAGUAUAUGACUGAGAAAAUAGGUGGUGUUGAGGGUACGAAACUCGAUGUAGACUUCGUGGAUAUGGAAAGAAAAACGGACGUUACUUAUGAGUUGGUCGAAGAGCUACAGAUGAAAACCAAAGAAUUCUUGCAACCUAAUCCUACUGCCCGGGCGAAAAUGGCAGCCGUAAAAGGAAUAUCUAAGCUCAGUGGUCAGGCAAAAGCAUCUACCUAUCCACAAGCCGAAGGAACGCUUGGUGACUGUCUGCUCUUGUACGGUAAAAAGCUUGGCGACGACAGCUUGUUCGGUCAAGCACUGCAAGAAAUGGGAGAAGCCCUGAAGCAGAUGGCUGACGUUAAAUACGCGUUAGACGAUAAUACUAAACAAAAUUUCCUCGAACCUUUACAUCAUUUACAGACCAAAGAUUUAAAAGAAGUGAUGCAUCAUAGAAAGAAGCUACAAGGAAGAAGAUUAGAUUACGAUUGCAAACGUAGGAAACAAGCAAAAGGUUCGCACGUUAGCGACGAGGAACUAAAGCAAGCCGAAGAGAAGUUUGCAGAAUCUUUGCAUAGUGCUCAGAUAGGAAUGUUUAACUUGCUAGACAACGACAUAGAACAAAUAUCUCAGCUAACAACAUUUGCGGAAGGUCUACUCGAGUACCAUCAGCAGUGUACCGAAAUUUUGAAAUUGGCAGUGAUGGAAAUUCAGGAAAAACGCGAUCAAGCCGCCAGUCGUCCGAAACUAGAAUUCGUGCCCAAGACUUUGAACGAUUUACAUCCAGUCGAUGUCAUCCCGGACGAUAUUAACGACGAGUACGAGUUGAUGGAACCACAGCUCGCACACGUCAAAGGUGGUAGUUCACGAGCUUCGUCCCCGACCCACGCAAAGUCUAACACGCUGGAAUUAACGUCCGGAGCAAAUCAUCACGAUAACCAGCAUCAACAGCCUCAACAUAAUGCAUCGCCAGUUUCUUCUCCAAUUAAGUCUGUCCAACGGCAAAUACCACGCAACUCACCAUGUUGUUCUGCGUUAUACGAUUUUGAGGCUGAAAACCCCGGAGAAUUAGGAUUUAAGGAGGGCGAAACAAUAAUACUGCUGAACAGGGUCGACGAGAACUGGUACGAGGGCAGCACCAACGGCCGCACCGGAUAUUUCCCGGUCACAUACGUACAAGUGGUAGUGCCGUUGCCGUGAACCGACGACAACGAGACGAGACUCACCCUCUGCAGCACGCCCACGCACGCGGACGAUGAUAAAAAACCGUCAACGUCCGUGCGAACACGCCGCCGUCGAGUUGCCGCGUGAAAUUUACAUACUACAGUCCUUUCGCAAUAAAAAAAAAAUAAAUACCCGUACAAACUAUAAAUCUAACCGACCCCGUCUCAACUUUCCUCGUUAAAAAAAAAAAAAAAAAAAACAUUAAAAUUCCAUUCGGUUUUUCGUUAUCGUUGUCCG
Messenger RNA from Sipha flava (yellow sugarcane aphid), 1764 nucleotides. RefSeq names its product endophilin-A (gene EndoA). The coding region runs from base 286 to 1503 and encodes 405 amino acids. The transcript has 12 exons. Gene Ontology annotation, cellular component: glutamatergic synapse; cytoplasm; presynapse. Gene Ontology annotation, biological process: synaptic vesicle uncoating. The record is from RefSeq and is a predicted model, not a curated record. Lineage: Eukaryota; Metazoa; Arthropoda; Insecta; Hemiptera; Aphididae. Gene Ontology annotation, molecular function: protein binding.